Molecule: messenger RNA, 3162 nt
Organism: Closterium sp. Naga37s-1
Lineage: Eukaryota; Viridiplantae; Streptophyta; Zygnematophyceae; Desmidiales; Closteriaceae
Source: the annotation of a GenBank genome assembly
AUGGAAGAUCGACCUUCCAACGACGACAUCGUCCUCUCUCUGAAAAACCAGCCCACGUCGACCAACCGGUCCUCACGGAAGAAGUCGGUGGCGCUGAAGCAGCUCAAGAGGGAGCUGGAAGUCAACAUGAAGCUGCGACGACCUCAAACCUCCUCUACAGAUGCAUCUGCAACAUAUGAAACAUCUACGCAGGGGAUGGAGGAGAAGGGGGGGGGGGGGGGGCGGGGGGGGGCUGGUGCUGCAGAUCCCCUCCCCCUCACUGCUGCACCCGCAGCAGGGGAAGAGGGCAGCAGGGCGCACGGGGCGCACAGGGCAGCAGGGCGCACAGGGCAGCAGGGCAGCAGGGCGCGCGGGGCGCACAGGGCUGCAGGGCGCGCGGGGCGCACAGGGCAGCAGGGCACCAGGGCGCGCGGGGCGCAGCAGGGCUGCAGGGCGCGCGGGGCGCGCAGGGCAGCAGCAAGGGCUGUAGCGGCAACAGCAAGGGCUGUAGCGGCAGCAGCAGGGCAGCAGGGCGCACAGGGCUGCAGGGCAGCAGGGCGCACAGGGCUGCAGGGCAGCAGGGCGCGCGGGGCGCGCAGGGCUGCAGUGCGCGCAGGGCGCGCAGGGCAGCAGGGCGCGCGGGGCGCGCAGGGCUGCAGUGCGCGCAGGGCGCACAGGGAAGCAGGACAGCAGUGCGCGCAGGGCUGCAGGGCGCGCGGGGCGCACAGGGCAGCAGGGCAGCAGGGCGCGUGGGGCGCAGCAGGGCUGCAGGGCGCGCGGGGCGCGCAGGGCAGCAGCAAGGGCUGUAGCGGCAACAGCAAGGGCUGUAGCGGCAGCAGCAGGGCAGCAGGGCGCACAGGGCUGCAGGGCAGCAGGGCGCACAGGGCUGCAGGGCAGCAGGGCGCGCGGGGCGCGCAGGGCGCGCAGGGCAGCAGGACAGCAGGGCGUGCAGGGCGCGCAGGGCUGCAGGGCGCACGGGGCGCAGCAGGGCUGCAGGGCGCGCGGGGCGCGCAGGGCAGUAGCAAGGGCUGUAGCGGCAACAGCAAGGGCUGUAGCGGCAGCAGCAGGGCAGCAGGGCGCAGAGGGCUGCGGGGCAGCAGGGCGCACAGGGCUGCAGGGCAGCAGGGCGCGCGGGGCGCGCAGGGCUGCAGGGCGCGCGGGGCGCACAGGGCUGCAGGGCGCGCGGGGCGCACAGGGCAGCAGUGCAGCAGGGCGCACAGGGCUGCAGGGCAGCAGGGCGCGCGGGGCAAACAGGGCAGCAGGGCGCACAGGGCAGCAGGGCAGCAGGGCGCACAGGGCUGCAGGGCAGCAGGGCGCGCGGGGCGCGCAGGGCUGCAGUGCGCGCAGGGCGCGCAGGGCAGCAGGCAGGACAGCAGGGCGCGCAGGGCUGCAGGGCGCGCGGGGCGCACAGGGCAGCAGGGCAGCAGGGCGCGCGGGGCGCAGCAGGGCUGCAGGGCGCGCGGGGCGCGCAGGGCAGCAGCAAGGGCUGUAGCGGCAACAGCAAGGGCUGUAGCGGCAGCAGCAGGGCAGCAGGGCGCACAGGGCUGCAGGGCAGCAGGGCGCACAGGGCUGCAGGGCAGCAGGGCGCGCGGGGCGCGCAGGGCUGCAGGCGCACGGGGCGCAGCAGGGCUGCAGGGCGUGCGGGGCGCGCAGGGCAGUAGCAAGGGCUGUAGCGGCAACAGCAAGGGCUGUAGCGGCAGCAGCAGGGCAGCAGGGCGCACAGGGCUGCAGGGCAGCAGGGCGCACAGGGCUGCAGGGCAGCAGGGCGCGCGGGGCGCGCAGGGCUGCAGUGCGCGCAGGGCGCGCAGGGCAGCAGGGCGCGCGGGGCGCGCAGGGCUGCAAUGCGCGCAGGGCGCACAGGGCAGCAGGACAGCAGGGCGCGCAGGGCUGCAGGGCGCGCGGGGCACUGCAGGGCUGCAGGGCGCGCGGGGCGCGCAGGGCAGCAGCAAGGGCUGUAGCGGCAACAGCAAGGGCUGUAGCGGCAGCAGCAGGGCAGCAGGGCGCACAGGGCUGCAGGGCAGCAGGGCGCACAGGGCUGCAGGGCAGCAGGGUGCGCGGGGCGCGCAGGGCGCGCAGGGCAGCAGGACAGCAGGGCGCGCAGGGCUGCAGGGCGCACGGGGCGCAGCAGGGCUGCAGGGCGCGCGGGGCGCGCAGGGCAGUAGCAAGGGCUGUAGCGGCAACAGCAAGGGCUGUAGCGGCAGCAGCAGGGCAGCAGGGCGCAGAGGGCUGCGGGGCAGCAGGGCGCACAGGGCUGCAGGGCAGCAGGGCGCGCGGGGCGCGCAGGGCUGCAGGGCGCGCGGGGCGCACAGGGCUGCAGGGCGCGCGGGGCGCACAGGGCAGCAGGGCAGCAGGGCGCACAGGGCUGCAGGGCAGCAGGGCGCGCGGGGCAAACAGGGCAGCAGGGCGCACAGGGCUGCAGGGCAGCAGGGCGCACAGGGCUGCAGGGCAGCAGGGCGCGCGGGGCGCGCAGGGCUGCAGUGCGCGCAGGGCGCGCAGGGCAGCAGGCAGGACAGCAGGGCGCGCAGGGCUGCAGGGCGCGCGGGGCGCACAGGGCAGCAGGGCAGCAGGGCGCGCGGGGCGCAGCAGGGCUGCAGGGCGCGCGGGGCGCGCAGGGCAGUAGCAAGGGCUGUAGCAGCAACAGGCUGUAGCGGCAGCAGCAGGGCAGCAGGGCGCACAGGGCUGCAGGGCUGCAGGGCAGCAGGGUGCGCGGGGUGCGCAGGGCUGCAGGGCGCGCGGGGCGCACAGGGCUGGAGGGCGCGCGGGGCGCACAGGGCUGCAUGGAAGCAGGGCGCGUGGGGCGCGCAGGGCUGCAGUGCGCGCAGGGCGCGCAGGGCAGCAGGCAGGACAGCAGGGCGCGCAGGGCUGGAGGGCAGCACAGGGCUGCAGAUCCCCUCCCCCCCACCGCUGCACCCGCAGCAGGGGGAUGGAGGAGAAGUGGGGGGGGGGGGGGGGGGGGGGGCUGAUGCUGCAACUCCCCUCCCCCCCACUGCUGCUGCAGAUCCCCUCCCCCCACUGCUGCACCCGCAGCAGGGUGGAGGAGAAAGGGGGGGGGGGGGGGGGCGGGGGGGGCUGGUGCUGCAGAUCCCCUCCUGCCUCCCUCUGAACCUCCAAGCUCCCCCCCCCUCCCAACACAGGGUGCGGCAGGGAGAGAGAGAGGAGAAAAGGGGGGGGGGGGGGGGCUGA